UUAUCAAGAAGACAGAAAAUACUUAUUAUUUUGAUUAUACUGCUAAGUUUACUGGCUGAGGACGAACAUGCUGGUAGAUUACCCCUUCGAGAAUCCUAUUAUACACCAUUCAUAUUCGAUAUUGAUAUGCUUAGCGAUACGUGCCUACGAGAGAAUAUACGAUUUGACCGGCAAGAAUUCUGUCAAAUUCUUCCUUAUUUUGAGCUUCAUACAAUUUCAUAUACUGGACGAAGAACGCCGUCGCCCUCUAUGGCUCUUGCAAUAUUGCUUGCACGCCUGUCUUACCCUCGACGAGUACGAGAUCUUGAGAUUUUUUUUGGGCGCUCAUUUGGCUAUAUAAGUACCAUUUUUAAUGACGUCUUACAACACCUUUAUCGUCGGUACAAAAGGCUAUUAGAGUGGCAUCCUUUACUUACUCAAGAACGCUGUAAAGCGUACGCCCAAAUCCUUGAAGCUCAGGGCGCUAUUCCUAGGGGCUGGGGUUGUAUUGAUGGGACUUUUAGGGCGACAUGUCGGCCAUCUAAAAAUCAACGUAUUGCCUAUUCAGGAUAUAAGAAACGCCAUGGCUUCAAAUAUCAAGGAAUCAUCACACCAGAUGGCAUGGUUCUCUCACUAAUUGGGCCCUUUGAGGCUACUUUUAUAUGGAGAUAUUGGAUAUCAGGGAUGUCCUUUUGUCCUAACACCAUUUCCGAAGAUUGGGGAAUUAUCUGCACGUCAAAUCGAGAUAAACGAUAG
This is a messenger RNA of Talaromyces stipitatus ATCC 10500, 735 nucleotides long. RefSeq lists its product as uncharacterized. Bases 127 to 735 code for a protein of 202 amino acids. NCBI's taxonomy places the organism in Eukaryota, Fungi, Ascomycota, Eurotiomycetes, Eurotiales, Trichocomaceae. The record is from RefSeq and is a predicted model, not a curated record. The transcript is spliced from 3 exons.